CCCAGCGGCACCACGCCAAAGCCACGCCCCCAGCCCCCAGCCCCUCUGACGGGCCCCCAGGACCAGGCGUGUGAUCCUCGCGUUGGGGCUGGGCUCACAGCAGGCAGUCAACCCCGCAGCUACAGAGCGGUCUCUGCACUUAGACCUGGGUUCAUCCCAGUUCCGAAUCCAGGCUCGGCCACGUAUGGGCUGUGUCUUCACAGAUGAGCGACCUAACUUUCCUUAACAUCCGUUUCUUCAGUAGUAAAAAGAGAGAGGCCAGAAACAAAUGUUAGCUUCUCCGGGAGCCUCAUCUCCCGGCAGCCUGGCCCCAUCACAGCAUCAGCGCGGUUCCCUGCGCCUCAGUCCUCACGGCACCAGCCCAGCCCCGAUCCCGUGGUCCCUCCCACACCGCUGCAGCUCUGGCACUUCGGCUGCCUUCUCUCCAUCUCCUCCAGCUCUGCUACGGUUUGGUUCUGAAGCCCCUCCAUGAAUCCCCGGAAGAAGGUGGAUUUGAAGCUCAUCAUCAUCGGAGCCCUGGGUGUAGGGAAGACCUCCCUCCUCCACCGCUAUGUGCACAAGACGUUUUAUGAGGAUUACCAGACCACGCUGGGGGCCAGUAUCCUCUCCAAGAUCAUCAUACUGGACGACACAACUUUGAAGCUACAGAUCUGGGACACGGGCGGACAGGAGCGGUUCCGCUCCAUGGUGUCCACGUUCUACAAAGGCUCCGAUGGCUGCAUCCUGGCUUUUGAUGUCACUGAUCUGGAGUCCUUUGAAGCUCUGGACACCUGGCGGGGUGAUGUUCUGGCCAAAAUCAUUCCAGUGGAGCAGUCCUAUCCCAUGGUGGUGCUGGGGAACAAGAUUGAUCUGGCAGACCGGCAGGUAUCACAGGCCGUAGCCCAAGGCUGGUGUAAAGAGAAGAAUAUUCCCUACUUUGAAGUCAGUGCCAAGAAUGACAUCAACGUGGUACAAGCCUUUGAGACGCUGGCCAGUCGAGCUCUGUCAAGGUAUCGGAACAUCCUGGAGAAUUACCUCACAGAUUCCAUCAAGCUCUCACCAGAAGACCAGUCCAGGAGCACAUGCUGCUGAUCUUCUGGACUCCCUCUCAGGGCAGCCAGAGACACAGCUGCCUGGGCCUGCUCCUCCCGGGCUCCCGCCGGCCCCACCUCCGGCCCAGGCUUGGCCAGCCCAGGCGCCAUGGGGGAGCCCUGAUGCCCUUGGGUCCCACUGAGUCCAGAAUCAGAGGGCAGCCCCUCCUGUGGGCUGAGUUCAGUGAGCCUGGGGCUGGGUCCUCAGGGUCCUGAUGAAACUCAGAACGUCACAGUUAAAUUCCGGCCUGGAGCAGGCACAGUCCCCUCGCUGGCCGCUUUCCUGCCACAUGGCCUCCCCAAGCCCACUCCGGCUCCAGAAUGCGCAUCUCUGCAGACAGACAGGCCCCUGCCCCUGCAGCGCAGUGCACCAGCCUUCCUGGCCCGUGCCGCCACCGCCCCACACCCGCGGAGCCCCGGCCCAGCCUCCCUUGGUAAUUGGGGCCAGGAAUGAGGGUCUGGCCCAGGAACAGCCUUCUGCCCUCCAGAGCAAGCACUUGGGAGCCCAGGAAAAGCCACCAGGGCCUGGCUAUGUCCUCCUCGCUCAGGCCACGCCCAUAAAUCUAACAAAUGGGGUGGCAUAUGUCCUGCCUACGUCAGAGUGUAAUUUUGAAGACCAGAAGCUCUGCAUAAAUCUCAGUUAUUCUUGUUGAUAUGCAUUUAUUUAUUCCUUUAACAAGUGUUUUCGAGUACUACUAUAUAUGAGGUACAGAGGUCCAGUGACAAAUGAAACAGACAAGGACCCUGUUUCCCUGGACCCUGCAUCAUGUUGAGGGAGAGAAGCAACAGACACAGAAUUUACAUGAAUAUUUUCAAAUAGCAAGAGAGUGCUUGAACAAAGUGAAACAAGACUGGGCAGGGGCUGGGUUUGGGUGCUGGAGGUAACAUCUGGCCUGAGGGCUAGAGAAUGAGCAAGGAGCUACCACCUCAGAACUGCAAAAGAACGUUCCAGGGAGAGAGAGUAGAAGGGCCAAGGCCCCAAGGCAAGGCAAGGAUAAGCUUCCUGUGUUCCAGGAAGAGUGAAAGGACAUUCACUUACCUGAGCACUCAAAGCUGCUUGCCCCUGUGACAGCGAAGGGGAAGGUCCCCUCCCUGAUGGCUCCUUGAGCCUCUGCUGACUGGCCACCAGAGGGCAGCAGUGCUCUUCUCGUUCAGGCUAAGUGGACCAUGGGUGCUCAGAGGACCCUAGAAGAGCUAGCUACCUCUGGGUAGGUUAGCGCUUCAAACUGUGUGGGGGAGGAGAAUCACAAUCUCUUAAACUUAGUAAGAAAUGAGCAGAAACUGUAACUCCGGUGGUUCAAACAAGAAAUCCACAUCUGUGACAAACACUAGAAUGAGGGGCCUGGAGAACUCAUGGAUUCUCUGUCCCUAGAAACUCUAAAGCCAUAAUCUUCUGGGUACAGACAGCAUAGACAGAGCUCAUUCUGGGGUGGGGAGUAGACAAGAUGACCUUCCCCUGGCCAUGGAAGUCUCCUUCCUGAGCUCCAGGCGGGCUAGAGAUGUUAGUGUAUGGUUUCUGGGUGUCACCUGAGUCUGAAGGUACAGACUACAGACCUAGAGGUAGCGGAGAGGGAGGGGCACGAUCAGGGAGGCAAGGGGGAGCCCCUUCUCCCCUUCCCAACUGUGGAGUAAAAACUGGCUUGUCCUGGGCAGCAGUGUGGGCCUGGCAGGGGAGCGGGCGGCCAGGAGCACAGCCCCGUCUCUGCGUCUUCAUGGCUGGCGUUCUGCACGUCACUCAGCUCUGCCUGGGGUCGGCGGGACUGUGGGUCAGGCGGGUGGAGUGUGCACUGCGGUGGACCUGGGACCGUUUCUAAGUAUGUACAAUAAAUAAUACAUGUGCCCUUUGUUUUUA
This is a messenger RNA of Artibeus jamaicensis (Jamaican fruit-eating bat), 2922 nucleotides long. RefSeq names its product RAB7B, member RAS oncogene family (gene RAB7B). The record is from RefSeq and is a predicted model, not a curated record. Gene Ontology annotation, biological process: phagosome-lysosome fusion; endosome to lysosome transport. Bases 469 to 1071 code for a protein of 200 amino acids. Gene Ontology annotation, cellular component: lysosome; late endosome; phagocytic vesicle. NCBI's taxonomy places the organism in Eukaryota, Metazoa, Chordata, Mammalia, Chiroptera, Phyllostomidae. The transcript has 7 exons. Gene Ontology annotation, molecular function: GTP binding; GTPase activity.